CGUACACUGCUAGAAUCUUAACCGGAGUUGCAACUUUGAACCAGAACAGAAUGGGAUCCUCUAAGCUGGCCCUGCUGCUGGUCUUGGUGGCCUGUGUAGAGCGAGGUCUGUCUUCCUCCUGUGUUGUUGACAGCUUCUCAGUCAAACAGGACUUUGACCCAAAAAGGUAUGCAGGGAAGUGGUACGCACUGCAGAAGAAAGAUCCAGAAGGCCUGUUCCUGCAGGACAACAUCUCAGCUGAGUACACCAUCGAUGAUGAUGGGUCCAUGACCGCCUCCUCCAAGGGACGGGUCACUCUGUUUGGCUUCUGGGUUGUGUGUGCUGACAUGGCUGCCAAGUACUCUGUCCCUGACCCUGCCACCCCUGGCAAGAUGUUCAUGAACUACCAGGGCUUGGCCAGCUACCUGUCCAGUGGAGGUGACAAUUACUGGGUGAUCGACACUGAUUAUGACAACUAUGCCAUCACCUAUGCCUGCCGCACCCUGAAGGAGGAUGGAAGCUGCGAUGACGGCUAUGCCAUCAUCUUCUCCAGGAACCCGCGUGGCCUGCCUCCUGCCAUCCAGCGCAUCGUGCAUCAGAAACAGGAGGAUAUCUGCAUGGCCGGGCAGUUUCAACCUGUACUGCAGUCUGGAGCCUGCUAGAGAGAAGUAGAGAGAUGCAGACAGAAGAGGGUGCCAGCUAGCUGUAGCCUAUAGGUGGCUUGAAAGCAAGGGCAGGGAAAAUGAAAGUGUACGUGUGAGAGAAAGUGUGUUUGUUGUAUAUGUGAGAAUGAUCAUGUAGAGUCAAUGGACAGAUGCAAAAAUAAAAACCAAAUGAGAACAAGGGGAAAAGGCUUAAAAAAAAAAAUUUGUGAAGUGAAGACAGUACAUCCAUAUCCUCCUCUAUCACUCAUAUCCAUCCACUGUUUGUCCAAGAAAAAUUU
This is a messenger RNA of Monopterus albus (swamp eel), 922 nucleotides long. RefSeq names its product retinol binding protein 4, like (gene rbp4l). The record is from RefSeq and is a predicted model, not a curated record. The coding region runs from base 51 to 641 and encodes 196 amino acids. The transcript is spliced from 5 exons. NCBI's taxonomy places the organism in Eukaryota, Metazoa, Chordata, Actinopteri, Synbranchiformes, Synbranchidae. Gene Ontology annotation, molecular function: retinol transmembrane transporter activity; retinoid binding.